This is a messenger RNA of Hypomesus transpacificus, 1153 nucleotides long. Its product is annotated as nuclear pore membrane glycoprotein 210-like. Lineage: Eukaryota; Metazoa; Chordata; Actinopteri; Osmeriformes; Osmeridae. The transcript has 5 exons. Bases 159 to 686 code for a protein of 175 amino acids. The record is from RefSeq and is a predicted model, not a curated record.
CCAUCUCUCUCUCCUCCUCCCUGCGGAGCCAGCCUCCUCUCCCUCUCUCCAGACGCCCGGUGCAGCUGCCCUACCUGCCGGCGUUCCACUGCCCCGUCACGACCCUCUCCCUGUCCAGCCUGCAGCCUGUACAGCUGGCUGUCCUGGGCUCCAAGGACAUGCUGUCUGCUCUCAGGUUUCAUAGUGAAAGUCCCUUCUUACUGCUGUCUGAGCCUAGCCAAUCAGAACAUGACUCCGUCCUCCUUGUGCUGUCCAUCGAUCCCUCCACUUCCUGGAUGGAGGGGCAGGGUCUGCCCCGCCCCGUCAACGUCACCGUCUACAACCGUCUGACUCCACAGACACACGUCGUCACGGUGACCUUUGUGACGGACAACCGUGUGGAGAAAGGAGGAACUGAUUUGAUCCGUCUGGAGUCAGGUCCCCUUCUCCAGCUCGUGGAUUUCCAGCUUAUCUUGACGUUUGCCGUGUUUGCAGUUCUUGUCACCACUGCUGCCUUGUUCAUAGUGUACAACACCAUCCUGUCACGCCUACAGACGGGCCCUGUGGUCUACAUGCCCAGCAGCCCUCCGGCCACCUCAGUGGCUCCCUGCAGGCAGACGGUGUGCUUCUCUCCCUGGAUCAGGAUGUCAUCAGCAGGCGCUGACAGGGCCGUGCGCAGACGCCACUGGCUCUGGAGCAGCAGAUGAGCUGUCAGGAACAGGCCGUCAGGAACCACACACAGCCUUCUACCUGGAUUAAACAUGUCUACUUCAGCACUCCCAACACUGUCUAGAUUCACUCUGAGGCCUUAGGCAUGUCAGCACAGAGACACCUCAAAGCCAAAUAAAUGUCUAGGCCUUUAUGUGAUUAAGUCUCCAAAAGAGAAUCACUCCCCCCCCCCCCGGUGAUGGACCUGUUUCCAUGCCGACCAUCUGCCAGACCACCAACACCGACCUGCUACUGAUCAGUGAUCAGAUAUACUGGGCCUCAAGUCCUUAUCAGACGCUCAGGAUAAACAAAAUCACACACAGACACAGAAUUCUUUAACGAAAAGAAACUAAACUUUUUUUAAUAAGAGAGAAGGACAGGUGGAGGAGAGCUGCAGUGUCGUCUCACAUGGCUAGGGAUAUUUGUGUUCACACACACUCCCUUUCCCUUCUUCCUUCAGUUUCCA